This is a messenger RNA of Cucurbitaria berberidis CBS 394.84, 1206 nucleotides long. RefSeq lists its product as uncharacterized. Lineage: Eukaryota; Fungi; Ascomycota; Dothideomycetes; Pleosporales; Cucurbitariaceae. The transcript has a single exon. The record is from RefSeq and is a predicted model, not a curated record. The coding region runs from base 1 to 1206 and encodes 401 amino acids.
AUGCCCAACGAAACCCGCGACUACGGCAACUUGAGGGUCACCCUAACUAAAGAUUUUGACUGGGUAUACAACGACAAAGGCUCCGGUGCUAAGUUGAACGGAAGCUUUAUUCAUGCAAAAUCUCAGGGCGACUUGCGGCCCUUGGGGACUUACGCAUAUGCGGGCUUUGACGACCAGAGCAACAAGAGGGCCACGCUCCUUGUUGGUAAUGUGCCGAACGGUUCCGGAACCCCAGCUGUUGCCAGUCCCACGAGUUACACAAUGAUGUGGGACGCGCGCAGCAGUGAGAGUAACAAUGACGGCUCCAUCUGGAAGGCCAAUGCGCCAUCUGGAUAUGUCGCAUUGGGAGAUAUUUGCGUAAACAACUACGCCUCUCCGAGCACCAACGCAAUGUGGUGCGUCCGAUCAGAUCUGGCCCUGCAAUCGGAAUUUAGUCCGGACUGCAUCUGGAGUGAUAGCUAUUCGAAAGAUAAGACGGAUGUCUCCAUUUGGCCGAUUCUCAGCCCCCCAGCCAAUACGGAAGGAUCCGAUCACAUCCCGGCCAUCAACGAUCUGUUCAUCGCAAGCACAACGUACAAUCAGCCGGACUACAGCCGCGCCAAAUUUCUUGUGCUGCCCUAUCCGAAUGAUUUCAAGCGCUUCACUGCAGACCUGCCGACUUUCACCAAGGACACCAUUCCCCACGAAGGAGACAUCUUCGCCGAGACGCCGCAAUGUGCGGUCGUGUUGCCCUUUACGGCCUUCUUUCCUGCGACGGACACUCCAAGUCUGGAACGCAUACAGCACCCCUUCGUCACGCUUCAGAGGCGCACGGCGUGGUACGUGGAAGACGUGGCUAGGAACGCAGCUGAUGAACCCAUGACGCAGGCGACGACAAUCACCAAGGGCGUGUCCGAGACGCAGUCGCAAGAGAUGACGAACUCUGCCGGCGUGGAGAUCUCAGCCUCCAAAGGCAUCAGGCUUAUCAAAGGGGAAAUAGAAGCUAGCCUCAACUAUCAGUUCACGGCGACGGAAUCCUCUUCGACUACUGAGUACAGUGAGGUUACCAAGACGCAUACUUAUACCAUUGGGCCGCAGACAGUUGCUGUCAUUCUCACCGACCGGGCAUGGAUCCAGGCUAUCCGCAGCGAUGGCUCCAUCACUUUUCAAGAAAUCUCAUUCAAUGCCAGCGACGACAUGAGUAGAACCGAGAUUAAGCUUACGUAG